Messenger RNA from Lepus europaeus (European hare), 9489 nucleotides. It is a transcript of the gene CFAP47, whose product is annotated as cilia and flagella associated protein 47. Bases 1 to 9489 code for a protein of 3162 amino acids. The transcript is spliced from 64 exons. The record is from RefSeq and is a predicted model, not a curated record. NCBI's taxonomy places the organism in Eukaryota, Metazoa, Chordata, Mammalia, Lagomorpha, Leporidae. Gene Ontology annotation, molecular function: protein binding.
AUGCAGAGAGAAAGUGUGGACAUGAAGAGGAACUCCCUUGUCCCUCGGGACACGGAUAGUUUCAAAAAGGACACUCAGCUGCAGGUGACCCCGUCCGAGCUGAAGUUCCUAGACACACUGGCCGGGAAGGUGUACCGGCUCCCGAUUACUCUGCACAACCUUGGCCGUUCCAACCAGAAGAUCCGGUUUCAGGAGCCAACCAAGCCACAGUUCAAAUUAGUUUUGACCAAUCUGGAAAAAGAACUUGCUUCUGGCCUUCAGAUGACUGCUGUGGUGGAAUAUCAUCCUGAUAAAGAUGUAGACACUUCUGAUCAACUACAUAUUUCACUAGGAAAUAAAACAAUAGUAAUUCCUCUGAUUGGGUUGAUUCCAAACUGUCAGUUGGAACUUGAGUCAGAAGUUCAUUUUGGCACAUUGGUUGCUAAUAGUAAAGUAUAUUGUAAAGAGAUUAAUAUCUUCAACCAUGGCAGAGCUCCAGGUAAGUUUAACACAGAAUACCAUGGCCAAUUACCCAUCGUUAUUUUUCCAACUACUGGCAUUGUGCAGCCUAAAUCAUCAAUGAUUAUCAAAGUGGAUUUCUGUGCAGACAAGCCCAGAAAUGUAGAUGAAUUGGCAAUAGUGAAUUUAGAAGGUCGUCCUACCAUGUCCUUCAAUAUCAAAGCUGAUGUCGUUGAGCAGAUUAUUGAGUUGUUAAACAUAAGUGAUGACAAAAAGUUGGAAUGCAUACACUUUGGUUCUAUUUUCUUUGGAACAUCAAAAAUUGAACAUGCACUUCUGUACAAUAAUAGCCCAGAACCCAUAAACUGGGUGGCUAUAAUGCAAGACGAUUCUGUUGGAGAAGAAUUGGGUACAAAUAUUCGACAAAGAACAGAUGUUGCUUUAAAUAAUCUCAGCUACUUACGCAAAAUAAGGGCCCUAGAUGUUACUGAUUUUAUCUCCUGCAUUCCUAAUGAAGGAACUUUACUACCUUAUCAAAAGAUUGCAAUUACAUUUUGUUUCAGUCCAAAGCUAAUAUUUGAUAGCAAAAAUAAUGUUGACCCUUCACACAGGCAAGACUAUGCUGUCUUUUUGAGAUUUGAAUUCAUAGGAAGUAAAGAUGGAUUUUUGAGAGAUGAUAACUAUAAAACCAUAAAAAGUGAUCGGUUUCAGAAAGUGGAAUUAGCACUCACAGGCACAGGAUUUCCUGUUGUAUUACAUUUUGAUCCAGCGAGAGUCCUUAAUUUUAAACCUUGUUUCAUGGGUGAACGUUCAGAUAUUCUGUGUGUUAUGCAAAACCAAUCCAAAUUACUUCCUGUGAAGUACCACUUUGAAAAAGUUGCACAUUUUAAAGUUGAUCCAGAAAGGGGCAAGAUUGAUGAAGGUUGUAUCCAGAAUAUCAACUGUUCAUUUAUUCCACAUCAAAUUGGAAUCUUUAAAGUGAAGCAACCAAUAGCAAUUAUUGGUCCAGUUGUAGAUGAAAACUUACAAUUAUCGAUGAAAAUUUUUCACCAUGUAUAUUUAGAGUUCAGCAGCAUCUGUAAAGCUUUCACUAAGAAAGUGGUGAUGAAAAUUAAUCCUGGUAUAUCCCCUUUCGUCAGUAAUCCCACUGGACAAUUUGUGGUUAAAGACUUGGUGAAAAACAAGAAUCCUGUACCUGUAGCGAUGCUUCAGUCAGCCAUGACAGACCUUCACAAUCAUCAUUCAAAUAAAGCAUCAGUGAAAAAUGCACUGAUAGCCUAUCCUAAUGAUCGAACUGCAAGUGUCAGGCCUGGAGCCCAAGAUAAACAUUUCAGGACAAUUUUCACAAAGAUUCCAAGAUAUAACUAUCUGGAUCCUGAUUUUGCAUAUACUGAUAUUGAAAAAUUUAUAAAGAAGGCAAAUGAAUACUACUAUACAAAUUACAUCAGAGACAGAAGAAGUUUGCGCCUAAAAAAACAAGCAGAGAGGGAACACAUGAAUUUAUAUAACAAUACAGAUAUAGGUCUACAACCAGCAUCAGGUCUAAAGUCACCCACACCCUCUAUAAUGGAUGCAUGUGAUGGACGAUCUUCAGCUGAUUAUCCUCCAGCUAAACGAUUGCUAAGUACCACGAAAAUAGCCUCCAGGGAGACAGAAGCUCUGAGCAGAAAGAUUCUCAAAGGACUUAAGUCACACCCAUCCACACCAGAAGAAAAACAUGAUUGCAGCUUACUUUUGACACCAAAACAAAUUCAUCAAGUAAUUGUUGGGCCUUCUGUCCUUAACUUCGGAGAUGUUUGUGUUAACUCAUCAAAUACCUGUAUACUACAUGUUAUUAAUAUGCUACAAAUAUAUAUUUUGAUCCAUUUAGAUAUUAAUUUAGAUGAACUUCAGAAUACCAGGCAAUUUUCAUAUGUGAUUCCACCUACAUCCAGUACUAAUAUUUCAAUGAUAUUUGAAUCUCCCACCAUUGGAAAGUUUUGCAAAUCUUUCACCUUUUUGGUGAACAAUAUACCCAGUGGACACAUCCUAGCGAUGGCAGUUGUCAAGCCAGUACAACUUGAGCUAUCUUCAAAUGAAGUAGUAUUGAGAUCACAAGGCUUCUUGGUACAAACCUGUUUUCGGGAGACAGUUGAGUUGUAUAAUCGGCAGAAUUAUUCAGCUAAAUUUAAAUGGCUACCAGUAAACACAAGAAGUGAGAUGGCUUUUUCCAUUCGUCCAGCUACAGGCACUGUAGACGCAUAUGCCACACUGAUGUGUGAAGUAAUAUGGCGACCGAGUUACAGUUCUUCAGAUAGGGGAGAAUUCAAUCUUCAUGUCUCUGAAGGAAACACAUCGAAACUGAAAUGUGUUGCACAUGUUGGUCCCACCAAGGUUACGUUUUUGGAGCCAAGGAUACUCUUCAACAACUGCCCUCAAGGUUUAACAACUUGGAGGAAAGCCAUUCUUCAUAAUGUAGGGCAAAAUCAUGGUUAUUUCAAGGUUUGUGACCAGAGUAUUUUGCCUACCAUUAAUAUUGUUCCAGCUGAAGGAAUAAUUCCAUUUGGGGGAAUAACUAUUCUCAAUAUUUCCUGUACACCCAUUACAGCAGAAAAAUUUGAAACAAGAGCAAAGGUUGCUAUCCGCCAUGCAAAUGUCAUAGAUCUUAGGAUUGGUGGAUCUGUGGAGAUUCCUGAUGUUGAAAUCAGUCCUUAUAUGUUUAACUUCAAUGGCACCUAUGCUGGUUCUACCCAAAUUAUUCCAUUUGUAGUAAAAAAUAAAGGUAUGACACCUGCCACAGUGGAAUUCAGUUUAGAAAACAUCCAGUAUUCUUCAAUUACUCUUAAAGAUAAAGCAGGGAAAUUUGCAAAUGCUACAGUUCCUUAUUUAUAUUCUUUGGAAUUAGAGGAAAAUUCAUCUGUGGAAUGUGAGAUGGUAUUUUCUCCUGAAGUAGUAGAAGCAUUUGCCUUUAAGAUCCCAACUCAAGUUAAUUUCUUCAAAGGUUCAAAGCCUCCUUUGGUGUCAAAGACAGCUCUACUCCAACCAUGUUAUGUUCAAGCCACAGUAUUGCAAGCACCAUUGAAACUAUCCAGUACUAAGUUUGUAUUUGAAAUACCUUUACAUGAAGUGAACUUUAAAAAGAAAAUCACAAGAUCUCAGGAUCUUGUCUUACAAAAUAUAUCAAAACAAAGUGUGCAGUGGACAUUGGAUAUUGGCGGUGCUGAUAAACUUUUCAAAGAUGGUGUAUUCGAGUUUAGUGCACUGACCGGCAUACUGCAACCAGAAGAAGAGUUUAAUAUUUCUGUACAUUUCUGUCCAAAAAAGCCUAGAAAAUACAAUGCUAAUAUUCCUAUGUAUUUAAAUGAUAAUCCAAUUGACUUUCGAAUGCUAAGUCUGACUGGAGGGAUAAAAUCACCCAAGUUAUUGUUUGACCCACCAUUUAUAUUUUUCACUCCUGUUCCUUUGGAUGUAACAACUGUGAUGGAGAUCAAGAUUUUACCCCAAAACUAUUUCAGAGAUUCAACUCUAAGUGUCCAGAUUCCAACAGCAGAACUUCUUGAUGAUGAUGAUUAUGAUGAGAUUCAUCCUCUUUCUGUGAAUUUCCUGAAAGACAGAGUCAUCACAGGCUCUCCGUGUGGAAUUAAUGAUGAGCUCACCUGCCAGCUCCGUUUCAACUCAUCUAAACCUGUGUCAUUUUUCAUCAACCUUCUUUUCUAUGAUGACAAAGAUAACUGGUUUCCACUUCCAGUUAGUGCAACAGCAGAAAACUGCAUCCUUACUAUUUACCCAUUCAUGGCAGCACAUCUUGAUAAGCAAAAAAUCGUUUUAAAGAGUGGUAAGGAUAAGAUUCCUAUGAAGCCUAGAGGCAGUGCCUUCCUUCCUGCCUCGGGUUGUAGAAUAUGCUCUCCUGCUUCAGUUAAAAUGACAGCUAACUUUAAUGAUGCUGAAUCUACAAAUGGAAAUUUAUUUGUUGGAAUGGAAAUGAUACAUGAAGACUUGCAGAAUCAUGAAACACCAAAGAAAGAAGGUGAUGAGUCUCCUGAAAAGGAAGAGAAAAAUGAGCAAUUCUUUUCUCCUAAAGAAGGGACAGAGGCAUAUGACUUCAUUCAGAAGGUUGUAAAUGCAGCUCAGUCCUGGUUCAGUCUCUUUGGCUGGCCUGAAGGACCCCACUUGCUUUCUAUUCCAGAGACUAUCAGAAGGGAUGUGCAAAAAAUACAAUAUUACUCACCUUCAUCACCCAAAAAAUUUACCAGACAAAAUGACUUUUCCAAAUAUAAUAAGACUAUUUAUGAUGUGAUGCUUCACCUGAGUGGACAAAUGCCACCUGAAGUCAAUUCAAAUCAGUCUUUACCUAGCGAUAUCACUGGAAGGGUGAUUCAGCUUCAUCUACAACAUUCCUCACUUCUCAACUUGCUCAAAGACCAAGGAGGAUGUAUUUCUCAUAUACUGCCAGAAUUUCUGCUUGAACCAGAAGAUUAUAAGAGAUGGAUUAAAAUAAAAUCCUCGACUACUAAUACCAUGCCCACAAAUCCCUGUACACCUGAAGAGUGUCCUGUUAUUAUAGACAUGAGUAAGUUUGAAGAAUGUAGUAAACGUGCAUGGACAGAUGUAUUUCUUCAAAUAUACAAGGUCCUGAUUCUUUCCCGAAUUGUACCAUAUUGCAGCAAUGAUAUGCCCCCCAGGCAUGUGGAAAAUACACCAAAAGUCAAUCCUGAUUUUACAUCCAGCAACAUAUAUUCUGUUUAUGAAAGGGUUCUUCUUAGUUGGAUGAACACAAAUUAUGAGGAUGCUAGACAUAUUAUAUGGAAGAAUUGUAAAAAAGGCACUAUUCCCUCUGAGAGAUGGAUAAUAAAUUUUGACAGUGACCUUUCAGAUGGCCUUGUUUUUGCAGCACAGUUGGCAACCUAUUGCCCAUUUUUGAUUGAGCCCUAUUUUGUAAAUAUGUACACACAGCCAAAAACUCCUGAACAGUAUCUGCACAAUUGCCUGAUUGUUAUGAACAGUAUUCGUGAAAUUAGCUUUGAUAUGGAAAUACAGGCCACUGACAUCCAUGAUCCAAAUCCAAUCCUGAUGCUGAUGUUUUGUGUCCACAUGUAUGAAAGGCUCCCUUCAUACCUUCCCAAGAAGGUGAUAUCCUUUCAAUGUACUCUACAUGAAACUGUGCUAGCUCAGAUUGUAGUGAGAAAUUCAAGCUUGAAAUCUAUUGUGUAUGUGGCUACAAUUGUUGGAAAAGAUGCUGCUGAUUUCUCCCUUCAGCGAUCAGAGAAUGUUGUGACAAUUUCUCCAAAAAGUCAAACCUAUAUCACACUACAAUUCACCAGUCGCUUCCUCCAUCCUGCUGAAGCUUCACUGCUAUUAAUUUCAAAAACCAAGAAUGCAAGAGGAGGCUCUAUCCUGGCUUUUGCUCUUAAGGGUGAAGUCCACCAUUUUAAAACCGUAAAAAUUCUUAUGUGCAAAACACCAUGUUAUCAGUGGAAGGAAAUCACUAUAAAUAUCAAAAACCCUUUCCAUACUGCAGGAGACUUCAAUGUCAUUUUGGUGGAAUCCCCAACAUUUUUGUAUAAACCAUCACAAUUAUCAGAAUCUGGACAAUAUAUGAGCUAUGGUGCUGGAGUGAAUAGCGGUGAAUGUGAAACUGCUAAGGGCUGUUCCCAUGCCCCAGAUUGCUUAAAAACCUCAAUUAGGUCCAGUUUCAUCAAAGAAUUCUUCUGCUCGAUGCGUACUGUUUACCUGGAAGUGAAAGGAAGUUCAAACCUGGAGCUCUUCUUCCUUCCCUUUGAUAUGCACUGUCGUUACUGUAUCAUCAUCUUGACCAACGAAAAGAUUGGAGAAAUAAUAUAUGCUGUGGAAGGAAAAGGUUUGAUCCCUUUGCCUUCGAGUUUCCUUCCAAUGAAACCUUCAACUCCAAUUGACUACAACUGUUCUCCUGAAGAAGGGCAUAGUAAGGCAGAUCCAGUGCUGUACUUAAAAUGCAAACUCCAUCAUACCCUAGAUAUGGACCUUAAAUUGCCACUGACUAAUGAAGCCAAGGAAAAGGCCUUGGCUUUUGCAGCACAACAACAGAUGUCAAAUAUAGAGUAUGAGCGAAGGCUGCUCACAGGCACUUUGGAGAGCAGUAGCGUUCGUGUGGCCGUUGCGCUCCUGGGGCUGACCAAGGUUGAGUCUCUUGUGCUGUUUAAUAUUUCAAAGUUGAAGAAGCCUAAGUCCGUUUUAUAUACAACUGAAGUGAGCCUUCCAGAACAUUUUUAUAUUCCCAAGAAAAUCUACAUCCCUCAAAUUCUAGAACCUCCAACUAAAUUGACUCAAUCUGAAAGAAUUAAGCCUACAACAAAACCAGUUUCAGAUGGAUCUGUUCCAGUUCCUUUACAAUUUGUUCCUCGCAGUCCUGGUCGAUACCCUUGUAAAAUUCUGCUGGUAUCAAAAUAUGAUGUCCGUGUCUAUUGCAUUGAAGGUAUAGUGAAUGGAGAAACUCCAGAGGCCACAUUUAAGUUUGUAACACCAGCAUUUCAAGCCCUUACCCAGAAUAUUCCAAUAAUUAAUAAAACAUGUAAAGAAUGGAAAUGUCAAAUUACUAUAGAAGGAGACUGGUUUGAUGGACCUUCUGUUCUAUAUGUUGGACCAGGAGAAACUGCACAUUAUCCCCUCACAUUUAAGCCUAUUUUGGAAUGUGAAAUUCAGGGUAAAUUUAUCAUACAAAAUGAAAUAGAUGGUAUGGAGAGCUUCUUUGCCCUGAUAGGAAUUGGUAAAAAACCUUUGGCCUUGGAACACUUCAUUGUGAAAUGUCAAGUGGGGAAUGUGUUAAAUAAAUCCAUAAUAGUACCUAAUCAAACAAGGACUAUCCUAACAUUUAAGGUAACUUCAGAUCUUCCAAUAGUGUGGGGAAAGCAACAAAUCACCAUAGACCCAGAUAAUGUAGUUCCAUACGUUCUACACAUAUGCCCUUGGAAACGUGGUGUAUUCAAAGGUAAAAUUUCAUUUUCUGUUAAAACCAAAGAAGAUGAUGAUUCAUCUCAAGAGUUAUAUGCAGAUAUUAAAGAUUCCUUUGAGAAUUCACUGGCAGAUCUGCCCCCUAUCUUUAUUGAGGAAAACUCAGCUGAUAAUUUUAGCAGUUUAAAAAUCUGGUAUCAUCUUGAGAUACACAGCACUCCUAGACCACCCUUAAAAAUUAUGGAAAUAAACUGUAUUGCUCUGGAGACCAUUUGCAUUGAAAUACCUAUCACUAAUCCAAAAGACAAAGCUAUUCACAUAGAUGUGAAAUUAACAAGUAUUGCCCUUAAUGGACCUAAGGAAAUUACACUGAACCCACUAGAUUAUGUCAACUAUAUUGUGUGGUACUGUCCAGCAAGUACAGGUUGUAAAGAAGAAAGUGUGAUUUUUCAGCCUGAAAUGGCUGAAGAAUUCUGGUAUUUACUGAAAUUUAUUAUCAAACUACCAACGCCAAUCACAAUGCCAGAAGUGAAGUGUGACCUUGGAAAGUAUGUCACUCAGAUCAUUCCCUUAGAAAAUCCUACAUAUGAAACCUUAGAAUUGAAUGCAACAAACAAUAAUCCUAGAAAUUUUAUCCUGGAUAUUAAUGAAAGUUCAUCAGUGACUUUACCUCCUCACUCCAACAAAAAGCUAACUGUUUACUUUUGUCCUACUGCACUUGGUAGAGCUGAUCAUCAAGCUUGUAUCAAGUUCCACUGUAAACAGUUCAAAGAAUGGAAAGUAUACCUCUCUGGAGUAGGUCUGUUCCCUAGGACUAUGGACACACAAAGAGUAAUCACAUGCCUUGGUCUUCAUUCGUCUCUCGUUAUAACUUUCAAAAAUCCCACCUUGGAAUAUGUCACCAUUGACAUCAUACUAACAAGUCGGGAAGAUUCCAGGGGACUUGUCGUUGAUCAUUGCUGGGAUAGCUUCUUCAUUGUGAAUUCCGCCUUCAAGCUUAGUACUAUGGGUCAUAUACAUGGAAUUUCAUUGCCUCCUAGAGGAAUUAUAGAUAUCCCAUUAUUUUUUAUGCCACAAGUUAUGAAAUUAUACAAAACAAUGAUCAUUAUUCAGAUGAAGAAAGCUAAUAGAAAAAAUUGGUCUAUAGACAAUUUUGAUGAAUUGGAUGAAAACACAAAAAGAAAUUUGGGAACAUAUACCAAAGAAAUCCCAGCAAUACACUGGAUAUACCCUAUUAUUGGACUCCCACAGGCACCACUUCCGAAGGGUCCUCAAGUUACCAUAAAAUGUCAAUCGAGGAAAUGGAUAGAAGAAACAGUAGAAGUAACACUGAUUGGUAAUUUUUUUGGACUAGAGCCUACCCCAGACUUGAUGGAAUUUUUAGUGAUUCCGAAAAAAAAGCCAGGCAACGUCUAUGGAGAUUGCCAAGAAAUACCUAAAAGAUAUGAAUUUGAAUAUGAAAUUCUAUAUGAAUCUGAAAAUAUGAAGUCUAACUUGACAUCCUGUGUGUCUUUAUAUCUGAUCAAGAAAUCUUAUAAUAUCAAGAAAGAAGCAAUAACAUUAAUCUUCUGUCUGAAAUUUACACCAAAAAGACCAUUGAGGGCUCAUAUUACACUGAAAAUAGAGUGCCUAACACAAGGAAUUUGGAAGUUUCCCAUGAUGUUGAUUGCUACUGAGCCUGAUGUGGAUGACGUCAUUAACAUUAAAGGUGUUGGUUUAUUUAAGGAAUCUGUUGUUAACUUCAGGCUGACAAGUCAGACAAGAUGUCCUGAACCAUUCACCACAUUCUUCCUACGUGGCAGUGAUCGGGAAUUUUUUGUAAAACCUCAGGCUGGAGAACUUCCUUCUUGUACCAGUAAGGGAAUUCUCAUUACCGUAGGAUUUACUCCCCGAAUGUACAGUAAGAAAUACAAAGCCACAUUAGUAAUACAGACAGCAAGUAUGUACUGGUUGUAUGAGAUCAAUGGAUUACCUCAAGAAACUAUUCCACCAACAAAUGUACAAGCCAAAAUUAAAUCAACUAACCAGAAAUGCUACAGCAUACCAAUUGUUCAGCGCAAUUUUGUCCGUGAAAAUGUGGAGCUCAUAAGGACAGGAGUGUCUUCUACUAUAAAGGGUGCAUCUUUGGUGACAAAGAACAAAUAA